Grammomys surdaster is the source of this 732-nucleotide messenger RNA. RefSeq names its product cyclin-dependent kinase 11B-like. Gene Ontology annotation, cellular component: nucleus. Gene Ontology annotation, biological process: regulation of mitotic cell cycle; protein phosphorylation. NCBI's taxonomy places the organism in Eukaryota, Metazoa, Chordata, Mammalia, Rodentia, Muridae. The record is from RefSeq and is a predicted model, not a curated record. The transcript is spliced from 2 exons. Gene Ontology annotation, molecular function: ATP binding; cyclin-dependent protein serine/threonine kinase activity.
AUGCGGACAAGUAAUAAUGUGGUUGAGUUUGUGCCAUCCUUGGAAAUAAAGGGCAAGGCCAGAACUUACAUCAUGGGUUAUGGUUCACCCCUAAAGGCCUACACUCCAGUUGUAACCCUGUGGUAUCGUGCCCCAGGACUGCUGCUUGGUGCUAAGGAAUACUCCACAGCUGUGGACAUGUGGUCAGUGGGCUGCAUAUUUGGAGAACUGCUGACACAGAAACCUCUGUUCCCUGGGAAGUCAGUGACUGAUCAGAUUAACAUGAUUUUCAAGGACCUGGGUACUCCCAGUGAAAAAAUCUGGCCUGGCUAUAAUGACCUCCCAGCCAUCAAGAAGAUGACCUUCAGAGAGUAUCCCUAUAACAACCUCCGCAAGCGAUUUGGGGCUUUGUUAUCAGAUCAAGGAUUUGAUCUCGUGAAUAAGUUUCUGACAUACUGCCCUGGGAGGAGGGUCAACACAGAAGAUGACCUGAAGCAUGAGUAUUUCCUAGAGACUCCCUUCCCCAUCGAGCCAUCCAUGUUCCCCACAUGGCCUGCCAAGAGUGAGCAGCAGAGGGUGAAUUGAGGCACGAGUCCAUGGCCCCCUGAGGGCGGCCUGGGCUACAGCAAGCUGAGUGAUGAUGACCUGAAGGAGACAGGCUUCCACCUCACCACCACCAACCAAGGAGCCUCAGCUGCUGGCCCUAGCUUCAGCCUCAAGUUCUGAGGUCAGCUUGAUGGACUUGGCCCAACU